Salvelinus sp. IW2-2015 is the source of this 3365-nucleotide messenger RNA. The record is from RefSeq and is a predicted model, not a curated record. NCBI's taxonomy places the organism in Eukaryota, Metazoa, Chordata, Actinopteri, Salmoniformes, Salmonidae.
AAAUAGUUUUUCUCUCCCACGUAAAACGAAGACGAGGGUGUGGACACUGGGGACGUAGACAGUCCGCUUCAAACCCUAUCUAACUAACUAUUUCUCACUCGAAUUAUCUAUGCUGUUUGAAUCCAUUGGCUUCAGGCAUCUGGUCUGAAGUCAAAGAAGAAGGGGAGGAAAAAGGGACGGUGGCCAAAGAAGCGUCAACUAACAUUUGUGCCACUGGAUCGCUGUAGUGUAGCUGUACGUCUCCCGUCUUGUCCCUGACUGUAGCUGUUCUCUCCUUUUGAGGGACGAAUGCACUCCAGGCCACCCCUGAAUUCCUUUGGCUGCCUCCCUUCUGUAUUCCAGUUCUCCCACUCCAGUCCCAUCACCGCCUCUCAGUGUAAGUUAACAGAAGAAGCCGAGUGAGCCAUCAUGGAUGAUAUUUUUACCCAGUGCCGGGAAGGCAACGCAGUAGCUGUUCGCCUGUGGUUGGACAACACAGAGAAUGACCUCAAUCAGGGGGAUGACCAUGGCUUCAGUCCUCUCCACUGGGCCUGCAGGGAAGGCCGCUCCAGCGUGGUGGACAUGCUCAUCAUGAGAGGGGCUCGCAUCAACGUCAUGAACAGAGGAGAUGACACGCCCCUGCACCUGGCCUCCAGCCARGGCCACAGAGACAUCGUGGGCAAGCUGAUCCAGUGCAAAGCAGACGUCAACACUGCCAACGAGCACGGCAACACACCGCUGCAUUACGCCUGCUUCUGGGGUCAGGACCCAGUGGCUGAGGACCUGGUGACUAACGGAGCUCAGGUGAACAUCUGUAAUAAGUAUGGAGAAACUCCUCUGGACAAAGCCAAACCUCACCUACGUGAAGCCCUCCAAGAGAAAGCAGAGAAGUUGGGCCAGAGUUUGACUAAGGUCCCCUUCAAGGACACGUUCUGGAAAGGCACCACCAGAACUCGUCCCCGUAACGGCACGUUGAACAAAGCAGCGGGCAUUGACUUCAAACAGCUCUCCCUCCUGGCUAAGAUCAAUGAGAACCAGUCUGGAGAGUUGUGGCACGGACGCUGGCAGGGGAAUGAGGUUGUGGUGAAAGUGUUGAAGGUUCGCGACUGGUCCACCAGAAAGAGCAGAGACUUCAAUGAGGAGUAUCCCAAACUCAGGAUAUUCUCCCACCCCAAUGUGCUACCAAUGUUGGGAGCGUGUCAGUCUCCUCCUGCCCCUCACCCCAUCAUCAUCACACACUGGAUGCCCUAUGGCUCCCUCUAUAACGUGCUUCACCAGGGCACUGACUUUGUGGUUGACCAGACACAGGCGGUGAAGUUUGCUUUGGACAUUGCCUGUGGGAUGGCCUUCCUGCACACGCUCGAGCCCAUGAUCUCUCGACACUCUCUCAACAGCAAGAGUGUCAUGAUUGACGAGGACAUGACAGCCAGGAUCAGCAUGUCAGACGUCAAGUUCUCCUUCCAGUGUCCAGGCAGGAUGUACUCCCCAGCAUGGGUAGCCCCUGAAGCCCUGCAGAAGAAGCCUGAGGAGAUCAACCGGCGGUCAGCAGACAUGUGGAGCUUCGCUGUGUUGCUAUGGGAGCUGGUGACCAGGGAGGUGCCCUUCGCUGACCUCUCCAACAUGGAGAUAGGCAUGAAGGUGGCCCUGGAAGGCCUACGACCCACCAUCCCUCCCGGCAUCUCACCCCACAUCUGCAAGCUCAUGAAGAUCUGUAUGAACGAAGAUCCAGCCAAGAGGCCUAAAUUUGACAUGAUCGUGCCCAUCCUGGAGAAAAUGCAGGACAAGUGAAAACGGCUUUUUUGCUCUGCCUUGAAUUACCCUCCUAAACCCCCAGAUAUCUUGCCCCAGAUAUCAUCCAGAGAUGUGGUGCUUACCAGUAUUGCCUUAGACCUACUCUCACUACUUACCGCUGCCCUCAAUGCCACUGUAACUUAAGCCUCUGAAAACUAAAAUGGCGACCGUCACUUGUUUUAUUCUUGAUUAUGAUUGAUUUUCUUUUUUUUACUUAUCAAGAUGAGUUAUCAGUACUUUCAUCUACGUCACUGUCUCAUCGUGUCCAUGCAGGAGCUAAGAAUUGACUGUUCCGACUUGUGCUCUAAUCAUGUGGACUGAGUACAAGCCUCUAUGACAGAAUAACCUGUGGAGGUCAGGACGACAAUCUGUCUGUUGCACUGGUUCCUUUCUUUACCUCUGGAGGGGGUCUCACUAUCUAGGGUUCAGACACUGUAAAGUGACCUGUAACCUGUUAUUACUGAUUAAUGAAAGCUCUUACGAAAACAUUAUGUUGCUAUAUUAGCCUGAAGCCUGUCUUGUGGAACUGAGUGUGUACUGUAUGGCUGGUUUCCUUUGUUUCAAGGGCAAAUUGUAUGUAUGCAAACAGGAUUAUAGGACUGCUCCUGCUUAGACUAUUUAUCCGACCAAGCAUUUCAAUGUCCAGUAUUCUUCAGGAAGUGCAGGGGAAUGAGCAGAACCACUUUUUACACGUGCUUAGGCGUCCGCAUACUAGGUUCUUGUUGCUCCUAGCAGAACUCGGCUAGGCGACCAUCUGUGCCUCAUACACCCUUAAGACAUUUGCUUGAAAACCAAGAAAAAAGCGGCGAUAUUACUAUUUCUCGCUCUCAGAAGCCGUACAACAACAUAUCCGUAACACUUCCUCAAAAUAUUCAGAAUUAAUAUAAGAUAAAUCAAGAUAUAUGUUUAAUGUUGACCUUUUUGCAGAGGUCUUAGUCGCUCAAUUUUACGUCUAAGAUGUUUGGUGCAGUAUUUCUCAAGUAAAAUAUUUUUGACUGAAAACGUGUCAUCUCGUUGAACGACAACAAGUCAGUGAAGAAUCCCUACUGUUGACCAAUUACCAAUGAAAAUAUGUAAUUUUUAGCUACUAAACUUGCCUCGUCAAAAAUGUGUGCCGAACAGCCGGGAAAAAAACAGAAUGCUGCCGAACACCAAAAUGAACAAAAACAAUCUGACAUGCUUACAUUGAUAGUUUUUAACGUUUCAUCCACUGUAUAUUCUGCCCUCAGAUCAUUGGGAUUUGUUUUCUUCAACUCCCAGCUUUGUUGAAUUCUGUGGCUAUGUUUAUGCGUGUGGCUAUGUUUAUGUCUGAGGCGAUUCCCAACAUUUCACAGGAGAGUGAAGAUGAAGUGGACAAUAAGGGGAUAACAUUAACAUUCUGCAUUGUUGUAGCCCCAUAUGAGUUAUUUCCUUCUUUAUUGACCUAUGUAAUACUUAUUUGUUUUUUAAUAUGCAUUCUUUCUCUGUCCACCAGCUUGCUUAUUUGUGCUGAAUCACCGGGGUAAAAGCCAAGAACGAGCAUGUCUUAUACAAAACUAUGUAAUUUAUAUAUAAGUAUAUUAAAAACAAACAAAAAUAAUUUAUAUAGUCUGAAA